AUGGCUGCUGCAAGUGACAAGGCACGAUUUUUCCUCGAACAGUCAGUACCAGAGCUGAAGGAAUACGAACGCAAAGGCAUCUUCAGCGCCGAGGAGAUUACCAGCAUUGCCCGCAAACGAUCCGACUUUGAGCACAAGAUUAACGCCCGGGGAUCAACGCCCGCCGACUUCGCUCGCUAUGCUGAGUUCGAGAUGAAUGUUGACGCCCUCAGGCGCAAGAGAGUCAAGAGAUUGGGGAUCAAGUCCACAGCGCACAAUGGCAGGCGUCGCAUCUUCUUCGUCUUUGAUCGCGGCACUCGCAAGCAUCCCGGCGACAUCGGUCUUUGGAUGGAGGCAAUAGAUUUUGCGAGGAAGCAGAAAGCAUACAAAAAGUUGCAGGAAAUGUUGACACAGGUACUCCGGUUACAUCCUACAAAGUCCGACUUAUGGAUCCAUGCCGCCCAGUAUGCGAUGGAAGAGAAUGGUGACGUUACUGAAGCAAGGAGUUACAUGCAACGUGGUCUUCGAUUUUGUAAAGGUUCAAGAGCCAUGUGGCUGGAAUAUGCGAGACUGGAAAUGUCUUACAUCGCAAAGAUCCACCUCCGUCGAGAAGUCCUAGGGAUCAACCCCGGCAAUACCGAUCAACCAGGACCAUUAGACCAAGGCGACGCAGAUGAGAAUUCUCUCCGCUUCCCGAGACUCACGGCUAUGGACAUAUCUCCCAACAGCGAGCACGACGAUGUUGAUACCGCUGCGCUCCAGAAGCUGGAAUCCACCCCCGCAAUGAAUGGCGCCAUUCCGGUAGCAAUCUUCGACGCUGCGAUGGCCCAAUUCCAUGACACGAAGUUUGGGUGGGACUUUUUCAAUAUGCUUCUCGAAUACGAUGAGAUUCCAGCUUGCGGCAAAGUUGCAGACCACGUGGCGACAUUCCUGCUAAAGGAACACCCUCAGAGUUGGAGCAGCCAGGCAUGCCAUAUACAACUACCGCUUGUCUCGAUAUCCCCCACUUCUCCCAAUUUCCCGUCAGCUCUCAGAAAUAUGCUGGCGCGACUGAAGGAAGCUCGCAGAAAGUCCAACAGCCAGGAAUUGGUCGGCUGGGCCAAAGAAUCGCUUGGGAAGAUCCUUCAAACCUCGGAUCUGGAUCCAGCAAUUAGGACAGUGGUGGAUUCUGUUAUCAAGUCCUUGGGCGUGCCUGAAUCGGCUUAA
Fonsecaea multimorphosa CBS 102226 is the source of this 1185-nucleotide messenger RNA. RefSeq lists its product as uncharacterized. Bases 1 to 1185 code for a protein of 394 amino acids. Gene Ontology annotation, biological process: maturation of SSU-rRNA from tricistronic rRNA transcript (SSU-rRNA, 5.8S rRNA, LSU-rRNA). Gene Ontology annotation, cellular component: Pwp2p-containing subcomplex of 90S preribosome; small-subunit processome. Gene Ontology annotation, molecular function: protein binding; snoRNA binding. The transcript has a single exon. NCBI's taxonomy places the organism in Eukaryota, Fungi, Ascomycota, Eurotiomycetes, Chaetothyriales, Herpotrichiellaceae. The record is from RefSeq and is a predicted model, not a curated record.